This is a messenger RNA of Arabis nemorensis, 642 nucleotides long. NCBI's taxonomy places the organism in Eukaryota, Viridiplantae, Streptophyta, Magnoliopsida, Brassicales, Brassicaceae. The record is from the annotation of a GenBank genome assembly.
AUGGGUUGGCUAACGAGAUUUCUAGUAGCGGUGGCGUUUUUAGCCGCCGGAGUUAUAUUCUCACCGGAAUCAUUCGGAUCGUUGUCGAACGGAGAGAAUUCAGCGAGGCUUUUGAUCUUCCUGAAGCUAGCUCAUCUUCUCAGCUUCGCUACUGCUUGGGGAGCUGCUCUCUGGGCUACCUUCAUCGGCGGAAUCAUCAUGUUCAAGAAUUUGCCGAGGCAUCAGUUUGGUAAUCUUCAGAGCAAGAUGUUUCCAGCUUAUUUCACUUUGGUUGGUUCUUGUUGCGCAAUUUCGCUCUCUGCUUUUGGGUAUUUGCAGCCAUGGAAGUCAUCUUCUUCUACGGAGAAGUAUCAGUUAGGGUUUCUCCUAUCUGCUUUUGCUUUCAAUCUCACCAAUUUGCUUGUCUUCACUCCCAUGACCAUCGAUAUGAUGAAGCAAAGGCACAAAGUAGAGAGGGAAAACAACAUUGGAGAUGAAGUUGGUUGGUCCAAGAACAGAGAAAAGGCAAAGACUAUCCCAAAGCUAGCUGCCAUGAACAAGAAGUUUGGAAUGAUUCACGGGUUAUCGUCGCUCGCUAACAUCUUUUCAUUUGGAAGCCUUGCUAUGCAUUCUUGGUAUCUAGCAGGGAAGAUGGAUCUCUAA